CCGUAAUUCUGGCUUUAUAAUAUCUUGGAUACUACGCUGGGACGGACAUCUACACAAGAUGACUCUUUGGAAACCUAUAAUUUUCUUACUAUGCGCGACCGUCGUCACUGAAUCGGCAUUCAUUGACACGCUGACUAAAUGCUCAAUCAAGGACGGAGACUGUCUAAAGGAUCUGUAUCAGACGGUGCUGCAAGAUAUCGGCAAGAAUGGCAUCAAGGAGUUGUCUAUUCCGCCCAUUGAUCCCAUUGAGCUGAAAAAUGUGACUGUUAAUAUGCUCGACCAGUUGGAGGUGACUAUGGUCGAUGGAAUUGCUACCGGUGUCAAAAACUGCAUCUUCAACGACUUCAAGACUGAACUAGAGAAGGAGCAUGCGUGGAUGGAUCUCACUUGUGAUAUUACCAUAAAGGGACGCUACAAACUCAAAUCGGAUAGCCCCCUCCUCAGGUCCAUUUUUGGGAAGCAGUCCAUCCAUGGCGAUGGGUACGCCAAGGUUAAGCUAGAGCAACUAAACCUGCGAAUCAACUACGACUACUUCAUCCAGAGAGGUGCCGACGGCGAGCUGUACUUCAAAUGCAAGCACAACGAGACGCAAUAUACGUACGAUAUCGCUGGACGGUCGCUUUUCUACAUCGACCAUUUGUACUUGGGCGAUGAAGACUUGAGCAAAUACGUCACCACGUUCCUCAACGAAAACGGAAAGUUCCUGCUGCAGACCUUCGGACGCUCCUUCAUGGAUAAGGCGAUGGAAUUCUUCUACAUCUUCACACAUCGGUUCUACGACGUUGUGCCAAUCAAGCACUACAUCAUUGAAGACCUGACCGCUUACGCUAGAUCGUAGAUGACGCUAAAAAUAUUACUAUUAAAUUAUUAUAAUUAAAAAGUGUUCUAUUUCAAAGCAAUUGGAAUAAUUUGAAUUAAGUUCGUACCUAAGAGACAAAUAAAGUUGUAUUUUGUUUGAGUA
Messenger RNA from Leguminivora glycinivorella, 961 nucleotides. RefSeq lists its product as uncharacterized. The transcript has 5 exons. The record is from RefSeq and is a predicted model, not a curated record. Lineage: Eukaryota; Metazoa; Arthropoda; Insecta; Lepidoptera; Tortricidae. The coding region runs from base 59 to 838 and encodes 259 amino acids.